UUUCCAUGUAUGGGGCGUUGAUUGCUAUUUUCGGCCGAGACCAAUAUGGAUAAGAAGACCCUCGAUUUCUUCUACCUCGUCACUCUUUACUGGCUGUUGAACAAUCGACUACUUGAGAGUGUCACUUCGCCAAAUAUAUUUACGAGGAGGUAAUUUUUAAUUAUCAAACAUGUGCGACGAUGAUGUUGCGGCCCUUGUAGUCGAUAACGGAUCUGGAAUGUGCAAAGCUGGGUUUGCUGGAGAUGAUGCUCCUCGAGCAGUUUUUCCAUCAAUUGUUGGUCGUCCAAGACAUCAGGGUGUAAUGGUGGGCAUGGGACAGAAAGAUAGUUAUGUUGGAGACGAAGCUCAGAGCAAAAGAGGAAUUUUAACACUGAAAUAUCCAAUCGAACAUGGAAUUAUCACUAAUUGGGAUGACAUGGAAAAGAUUUGGCAUCAUACAUUUUAUAAUGAAUUACGUGUAGCUCCUGAGGAGCACCCUGUUUUAUUGACUGAAGCUCCACUUAAUCCUAAAGCUAAUCGAGAAAAAAUGACACAAAUCAUGUUUGAAACCUUCAAUAGCCCAGCUAUGUAUGUCGCUAUUCAAGCGGUUCUUUCUCUGUAUGCUUCUGGUCGUACCACUGGUAUUGUACUGGAUUCUGGAGAUGGAGUUUCUCACACUGUACCAAUUUACGAAGGAUACGCUUUGCCUCAUGCAAUUCUUCGUUUGGAUUUAGCAGGUCGCGACUUAACUGACUAUUUGAUGAAAAUUUUGACUGAAAGAGGUUAUUCAUUCACAACAACAGCUGAACGAGAAAUCGUGCGAGAUAUUAAAGAAAAACUUUGCUACGUAGCUUUGGACUUUGAGCAGGAAAUGGCAACAGCAGCCGCAAGUACUUCACUUGAAAAAAGUUAUGAAUUACCAGAUGGUCAAGUUAUUACUAUUGGAAAUGAAAGAUUUCGAUGUCCAGAAGCUUUAUUUCAACCAUCAUUCUUAGGCAUGGAAUCUUGCGGAAUUCAUGAAACUGUUUAUAAUUCAAUUAUGAAAUGCGAUGUCGAUAUUCGCAAAGAUUUGUAUGCCAAUACAGUACUAUCCGGAGGUACGACUAUGUACCCAGGUAUUGCGGAUAGAAUGCAAAAGGAAAUAACAGCACUAGCUCCAUCAACUAUCAAAAUCAAGAUCAUAGCUCCUCCUGAAAGGAAAUAUUCAGUUUGGAUUGGUGGUUCAAUUUUAGCUUCGUUAUCCACUUUCCAACAAAUGUGGAUUUCAAAACAAGAAUAUGAUGAAUCUGGUCCUGGAAUCGUGCAUCGCAAAUGCUUUUAAAAUGUAUUGAUCAUAACUAUUAUUUUUAUUUUGUGAUGCUCUACGAAGAACCUCUAAUAUGAUAUUUAUUUAACUCUUUCAAGAAAUGUCCAUUUUCCUGUUUUUUUCUUAUCCCCGCACAUGCGUGCACAUACACACACAUACACACACACACAUAUCUAUAUGCAACAUUUAUCAUUACAAGUAAAAUCUGUUGAAAAAAUUCAAUCACAAUUAUAGUUGUAUCGUUUCAAAUAUUUCAUACAAUGAAUAAUUUAUUCAUAUUUUUGUAAAUACUUUGUGUUUUGUAUCCCGAUAGUAAAUUACUAUGUAAUAAA
Messenger RNA from Phymastichus coffea, 1617 nucleotides. Its product is annotated as actin, muscle. Gene Ontology annotation, biological process: mitotic cytokinesis. Lineage: Eukaryota; Metazoa; Arthropoda; Insecta; Hymenoptera; Eulophidae. The coding region runs from base 170 to 1300 and encodes 376 amino acids. The record is from RefSeq and is a predicted model, not a curated record. The transcript has 3 exons.